Ctenopharyngodon idella (grass carp) is the source of this 2703-nucleotide messenger RNA. It is a transcript of the gene cchcr1, whose product is annotated as coiled-coil alpha-helical rod protein 1. The coding region runs from base 180 to 2585 and encodes 801 amino acids. The transcript is spliced from 19 exons. Gene Ontology annotation, biological process: cell differentiation; protein export from nucleus. The record is from RefSeq and is a predicted model, not a curated record. Gene Ontology annotation, cellular component: centriole. Lineage: Eukaryota; Metazoa; Chordata; Actinopteri; Cypriniformes; Xenocyprididae.
UCGCACCGACCGGAAAUCUCUGCCAUGACAACUAAACAUAAGGCUUUGAAUUCAAUGGCGGGGAGGACGCGCACUUUCUAAAACUAUGACGUGAAAUAUUAAUAAAAACAUUACGAUUUAAACAUUUUUACACAUUUAUAUAAGACGUCUUUUGUAAGACCGGACUUUUAGUGGUUAUUAUGGCUCUUUGGAGAGGAGAAAGGCUGAACGCUCCGGCGGACUUCAUGAAAGCUCCAGACGGAGCAUCUGUCUAUAACCCUACUCCUCCUCUGAUGACACCUGCUCAGUUUACUGGGGGUCCUCGGGCCCGGCCCACAGCUUCACAGACCUUGCCCACCCAAGCUCUGCCACAGUCCACAUCUUUCAGAGCCACGCCCCCUUCUAAAUGCAAUGAGGAGGGGCUUGCCUGGACAGACACUGAUGGAGUGGAAGCAUGGCAGCCCAUCCAUCACAAACACCAGAGUGAGAAAAUGUUACAGCAGCGCUCUGACCACAGGUUGCCAGAAGUUCAGAGGAGCAGCUCAAAGCCCCUGCUCCAAGAGGUGGAAAGGUUAAGAGAAGACAAGGAAAUGAUGAUGGUCGAGAUGGAGCGUCUGAAAGGAAGAGUAGAGUGUUUGAAAGAGCAGAUCAGAGAUCAGCAAAGCCAAAUAAACCGACAGUGUAUAGAGCGUGAUGAGUUACACAGUGAACUGAAGAGUUGCAAGUCUGAGCUCAGUAUGAGCCAAGACCUGCUUCUGACCUUAAAAAAUGAGUAUAAAUUAGAAUGUGAAUGUUUGGAGAAAGAGUUACAGGACUCUAAGCUGGAGAUGGGGAGACUGCAACAAAAAUUAGAGACACAGAAUGUGAUAACUGAUGCUGUACAGGAAGUGACCUCACUGAGGACCCAAAUACAAGAAGUGAUAUCAGAGAGAGAUGAGCUGAGAAAUCAGCUGAGUGUCCUGAACAGCUCAUUGUUGGAACAGUCUGAGUGUGUGCAGAAACUGCGCACAUACAUUGGCAGCAACAUCACCGAGGGAAAAGAAGAGGAGGAGCUAAGACGACAGAUACAGCAUUUGGAGAAGGAAAAGGAAGCCCUGUCUCUAUCUGUCCAGCUACUGAAUGUCAGAGUGAAUGCAGCCAGUGACAUUCUAGCCAUUCAAGAGAAAGAGCUAGGUGAACAUGUGCAGACUGACCCGUUGUACUCUGGUAGUAAGGCUGGGCAGAUGUUGAGUGUUUGGAGACAAAAGGUCUUCAUGCUGCUUGUUAAACUGCAGACCAGGGACUUGCAGCUCCACACAGAGAAAACACAACUACACAACAUGGUUUCCUCUCUACAGCAGCAAGCAGAGUGCUUGCAGUCGCAGAACAGUGUCGUUCAGCACCACCUAGAGGACAAAACAGCCCAGUUAGAAUUACAGCAUGUACACACGCAGGGAAUACAGCAGCAGUUGGACAGAGCUCUACAGGAGAAUGCUCAGCUGAAAGAGCGCAAUAAGAGCAACGAGGGAUCACUGAAUGAUAUUAGUGAAACUGCGCACAGGGUGAUGUCAGCCGUAGAAAUGAAGGCAGGUCAGAUGGAAGCAGUUCAGUCCAGUGUAAGUCAGCUGAACCAGAGACUCGCCUUUGCUGCCAAACGUCUGGACACAGUACAUGGGCUGCUGUUGAGGAAAGAAGCUCUGUGGAGAACCAAGAAAGCUAUAAGAUCUCCAGAGCCGGCAGUGUCAGAGAGCUUUAUUAAGAAUCUCCAGGCUGAGGUGGUGUUGUUGAGUGCAGAGAGGGACAAACUCACACAAGAGCUCAAACGCACACCAGACCUCAUCCAGGCCUCCCUGUCCGAACUACAGCAACAGCGAGAAAGAGAGCUGAGCCACCUGAGGGAAGCUCUGUCACGCAGCAGAGAGGAGUUGGAGGCAUCAGAAUCGAGGCGAAUGGAGACUCAGAGACAAUGUGAAGAGCAUGAGGGGACCAUCGGGGAGCUCCGUGCUGAGGCCCAGAGACUACAGCAGCAGUGUGACUCAGUUUUACAAAAGGUAUCAGAAGUUGAAAGUGUGUGUGCAGAGAAGCUCAGGGACAUGGAGGCUCAACUCAACACAGCAAGGAGAGAGCACACAAAAGCAGUGGUAGCUUUGCGACAGGUUCAGAGGCAGGUGGAGAGAGAGAAAGAACAGAUGAAAGAAGGAGAGAGAGAGAGAACAGAACACACACUCAAACAGAUCACACAUCUGCAGAAACAGCUGAAAGACAAGGACAAAGACCGCAACCUUCUCCUAGUGAGUCACACACACUCUCUCUCAUCUAUUCUUUCUAAGGGGGAAUCAGUGGCAGUCCUGGCUCACUUGGUGCCUAAGGCAAUGGUUCAGGAACAGGGUUUGAUGAAUGAGUAUAAAAGACUGAGAAGAUCAGCAAUUCAGACAACUGACGCCCAGAAACAAAAACAUCAUCUUCAGUCUGAGAGCAGCAAUCCUCCAACACCUGAAAGUCUGCUGGGGGCACUGCAGGCUCUUAGUGCCGCAGUGAUGGGCAGCUCAGAGGAAGAGGAUGAUGAGGAGGGUCAGGCCUUCACUGUGACACAAACACCCUCUUGUGCUGACACACAUAAAGAAUAGUGCUGAACACACCAAUCAAUUCUCUCUCUCACACACAUGCACUCUCUCUCUGUCUAACCCCUCUCAUAGGGGUUUGAUGUCUGUUUUAUAAUUUAAUAAAAGAUUAUUUGUAAAAUUA